GUCGCAACUAUGACAGCUGACAAGGCCAUUCUUUGUCUUCUUUUUAAAUAAUUUAUCGGAGUCUGAUGCAAUCGAUAUAAAUACGUGUUUAAUACUGCAAAAUAUGCUCGGCGUUACAGUCACUUCCCCCUGCCGUCCAGAAUAAAAGAGAGCAUCCCAAUCGAGUGCAGGGAUUGAAUACAUGUCUAGUAGGCUACAGGGUUGAGCGAGCGGAUUUAAAACCAAACGAUGCUGUGUAGGCUGAUCUGGAUUUUAGGGAAUCGUGUUCUGGAGACGCAGCGACAGAUGGGACCCUGGGAAUCUGUUGCACAAUGAGGAUGAGCCCUCUGAAGGGGCUGCAGGUGCCGAGCCGUCCACAUCCUCCCAGACUGCUGCCGCCGUCGCAGGCAUCAGCAACCCCGCCAUGGAUAUGGAAGCUCCGCCUCCUCCUUAUACCAGCGUGGCGCUCGGAGCAACAGCUGGACCAGAGAGCACAUUUCCGAGGGACUUUCCCGUUCCUCCACCAUACAGCGUGGCCACAUCUCUGCCCACUUACGAUGAGGCAGAGAAGGCCAAAGCGGCAGCCAUGGCUGCUUCAGCGGUGGAGGUUAUUCCACGAGAUGUGGAUUUUCCAGUUCGGGAUGACUUCAGUGAUGGUGAUCAGCUGAGGGUGGGAAAUGAUGGAAUCUUUAUGCUGGCCUUCUUCAUGGCCUUUCUGUUCAACUGGAUCGGGUUUUGCUUGUCUUUCUGUUUGACCAACACCAUUGCGGGCCGAUACGGUGCCAUCUGCGGCUUUGGCCUCUCUCUUAUCAAAUGGAUUCUCAUUGUGCGGUUUUCAGAUUACUUUACUGGAUACUUCAACGGGCAGUACUGGCUCUGGUGGAUUUUCCUUAUUCUCGGACUCCUGCUGUUCUUCAGAGGGUUUGUGAACUACCUGAAAGUGCGUAACAUGUCCGAAAACAUGGCGUCUUCACUCCGAACCCGCUUCUUCCUCCUGUACUAGAGGUCGCCUCGCCAAAACAUUCCUCCCUAAUGUGAAAUUCCUUGAUGAUUUGCAACCCGUCAAAUGAACUGGACUGGAUCCCACUGAGGGGAAGAGGAAGAAGAGAAAAAAGAAAACGAAUAUCUCUGCCAAAUGUUCUGAACUGAACUCAGUAAAAGCGGAAGGUUUUUCUGCACUCCGAACGAGUGCAAAUCAGCUCUUGAUAUCCAGUUUUCACAUUGUAACUUCCCAGUUGGCCUCAGCACAUAAACUUCUGAUUUUGACAAGUCAAAAAAAAAAAAAAAAUACAAUGGUUCAUCUUUCCACACACUGCAUGCAGAGCAAUGGAUCUGUGUAGUUCAGUUGGAAAAAAAACACAAAAAAUCACUAGAAAUAUGCAGCCAAGACAUCCUAUGCAAUGUCUUUUACCAAACUGGGUUAGCAGUCUUAACUGGACGAAACUAGAUUAGUAUAAUUCUCUUUGUUUCAUUGCAUCCAAGGCUUUGGAAAGUUUGAUUGCCUUGCAGUAUUAAUAUACCAAGUUUAGAUUAAUAUACAAGUUCAGUAACUGUAGCUAAACGACCAAGCUUUAUAGUAAAUGAUUAAGUAACUUCAUUGAUGUGUUUCAAACUGGAAUUUGUACUUAUCCCAAAAUAUAUAUUUGCCUUUUGCACCUUCCGUUUUUUUCCAUUUAUUAUUAUUAUAUUUUUUUUAUACCGUAGUUAUUGUUUUAAGUUGUGAUCUUGCUCAAGCUGUGACCUGCCUAGAUGACUUUAGUUACUUGAAUCCCUGAAUGCCAGACAUUUGUUUCUUUUCAUCACAAGCAUCUUCAGCAAUAUCAGAUGUUAAAAGAAAUGGAUGGUUAACUCGGUUACAGCAGUUUAAAUGACUAAUACAGUAAACAAAACAAAAAAAUAAAAUAAAAAAGAGAGAAAAAGCAACUCACACUUAUUAAAUGUAUGUAAAACCAAAUGAAUUUUGUUGGAAUAAUUGAUAUUUUGGAUAUUCUGUGAUUGGCAGAGAUGAUUGUGUGCUAUGUUUAUUCUCUUGUCUUGCAUAAUGCCAAUAAAAUUUGAAAUUACAGGUA
This is a messenger RNA of Carassius gibelio (silver crucian carp), 2048 nucleotides long. Its product is annotated as NEDD4 family-interacting protein 2. Gene Ontology annotation, cellular component: endoplasmic reticulum; perinuclear region of cytoplasm; Golgi apparatus. The record is from RefSeq and is a predicted model, not a curated record. Lineage: Eukaryota; Metazoa; Chordata; Actinopteri; Cypriniformes; Cyprinidae. The transcript has 8 exons. Gene Ontology annotation, biological process: positive regulation of protein ubiquitination; ubiquitin-dependent protein catabolic process; metal ion transport. Gene Ontology annotation, molecular function: WW domain binding. The coding region runs from base 404 to 982 and encodes 192 amino acids.